Molecule: messenger RNA, 494 nt
Organism: Gryllus bimaculatus (two-spotted cricket)
Lineage: Eukaryota; Metazoa; Arthropoda; Insecta; Orthoptera; Gryllidae
Source: the annotation of a GenBank genome assembly
ACAAGCAGGAAGACUGUUCUUCAAACGUCUCAUCUUUCGGCCGUCACGUGAUCACAGCUUUAGACUAUAUAAAAGACCGCUGAUGAUUUCACGUUUUGUGUGGAGUAGGCGAGUCACUCGGAGUGAAGGUAUGAAGAGCAGUUUGUCUCUGGAAUAAAAUCAACUUAAUUCCUCACGGAAUGUCAAAAUAUUGUGAGGAAGAUAAGAAGAUUUUGGCUGAUCUCUGCGCAAAAUAUCCAAUCUUGAAGAUCAAAGGAAGUUCCUACAAUCUGUCAAGUAACAAGAAACGAGCCUGGGGAGAAAUAACGGCUGAUUACAAUUCUUUACGGCCAAAGGAAAAAUAUCGAUCAGAAGCCCAGUUGAAAGCAGCGUAUCUUUUGAUUUGUCGUUUUGGUGACAGGGAAUCAUCAGACAACAAACCUCGCAGCGGUACACGCUAUGCUGUGAUUGAUUUCAAUAGAAAUUUGUCGACAUCAGAAAGUGUGGCUGAGUGA